Rhodamnia argentea is the source of this 4811-nucleotide messenger RNA. Its product is annotated as formin-like protein 14. The transcript has 18 exons. The record is from RefSeq and is a predicted model, not a curated record. Bases 187 to 4317 code for a protein of 1376 amino acids. NCBI's taxonomy places the organism in Eukaryota, Viridiplantae, Streptophyta, Magnoliopsida, Myrtales, Myrtaceae.
AUCAGGUGCUGUUUCUUCUUCUUCUUCUUCUUCUUCCCCAAAUUCAAAGUUUCAAAAUGUCAGAGGAGUGAGUUCAGAGCCUCGCAGUCGCUGCAGAAUUUUUUGUCUUCACUAGUUCGUCUCCGGAUUAGGAACUCCCUCUCACUUCAGGUGGGUUUCUGAACGUGAUAGAAUUGGUUGGCAGAAAUGUCCCUCCUCAGUAGAUUCUUCUACAAAAGACCCCCAGAUGGGUUGCUCGAAUUGGUCGACCGGGUUUACGUUCUUGAUUCCUGCUUUUCAACGGAGGUAUUACCGGACGAAAUGUACCAAGUCUAUCUGCAUGAGAUCUUGGCUGAGUUACACGAAGAGUUUCCGGACUCGGCAUUUCUCGCGUGCAAUUUCCGGGAAGGUGAGAAACGUAGCCAAUUCGGUGAAACUAUGUGCGAUUAUGACGUCACUGUCAUGGAUUAUCCGCGCCAGUAUGAGGGUUGUCCCCUCUUACCUUUGUCAUUGAUUCAACAUUUUCUUCGCGUCUGCGAGAGCUGGCUUUUGGUUGGGAAUCAGCAGAACGUCAUUCUACUGCACUGCGAGAGAGGUGGUUGGCCACUCUUGGCAUUCCUGCUGGCAGCUUUCUUGAUUUUCAGAAAAUUGCACAGCGGAGAACGGAGAACACUUGAAAUCGUUCACAGAGAGGCUCCUAAAGGGUUUUUGCAGCUCCUCUCGCCAUUGAACCCGUUGCCUUCUCAGCUUCGGUACCUUCAGUAUAUUGCAAGGAGGAAUAUGUCUCCUGAGUGGCCACCUCCAGAGCGAGCACUUUCUUUGGAUUGUAUAAUCUUGAGAGCCAUUCCUAGCUUUGAUUCGCAGAAUGGUUGCAGGCCACUUAUCCGUAUAUUUGGCAGGAAUCUCCUCAGUAGAGGGGGCCUUUCAACGCAGAUGCUUUUUUCCUUGUCCAAGACAAAGAAGACUCUUCGACAUUAUCGACAGGGGGACUGUGAUGUCAUUAAAAUUGACAUUCAAUGUCUGGUGCAAGGAGAUGUGGUCCUGGAGUGCGUCCACUUGGACUUGGACUCAGAAAGGGAAGUUAUGAUGUUCCGGAUAAUGUUCAAUACUGCAUUCAUCCGAUCAAACAUACUGAUGCUGAACUCUGAGAACUUGGACAUUCUUUGGGAUUCAAAGGAGAGGUAUCCAAAAGGAUUUCGCACAGAGGUAUUGUUUGGGGAUGUUGAGAGUGCCUCUCCACCGAGAGCUCCGAUCACUAUUUUGAGUGGAGAGGAAAAAGGCGGAUUGCCCUUAGAAGCUUUCUCCAGGGUUCAGGAACUUUUCAGUGAUGUUGAAUGGGUUGACAACAAUGAUGAUGCUGCACUUUGGUUGCUUAAACAACUUUCAGUCUUGACUGAUGUGAAAGAAAUGUCUAGGCUACAAAACAAAGCAAGUUUGUACACUUCACCAGCUGAUUCCGAGGAUGAAAAUAAUACUUCCAGUGCAGCAGAUAGUUCGGAUGAAGCAUUCGAAUUUUUCCCAAAGCAGUCAACAGAUCCGACAAAUUCUGUGACGCAAACAAAUUUUGAUAGCGAUGAUGUGCUUGAUGCAAAAUUUGCUUCAGAACUCGUGGAUCAAGGAUCAGAUACAGCUGACCCUCCCCCUAUUGAUCAGCAACCAUGCCUUGCAGACGGAACAGCUCAAACUCACUUGCUUGAGUUAACAUCAUCUAUGCCACCUCCUCUCUCCGAUUGUCUACCCCAACGACGAGUAUCACUAGCAGAACCACCGCCACCGCCACCGCCCCCACCUCCUCAUCUUGUACAAUCUUCACAUCAACCACCAGCUCCCCCUUUGCUUCCCUCUAGUAAUGCUGCUAAGGUGCCACCUCCGCCGCCACCACCUCCUCCACCUCUUUUGCAAACUUCUCAUCCCCCACCGCCACCACCUCCUCCACCUCUUUUGCCAACUUCUCAUCCCCCACCGCCACCACCUCCUCCACCUCUUUUGCCAACUUCUCAUCCCCCACCGCCACCACCUCCCCCGUUACCUCUUUCCAAUAACAUAGCUAAAGGGCCACAUACCGCACCCCCCCCCCCACAUGUCAGUCACCAAAAAAUUGCAUCAAUGCUAACUUCUACUGUUGAUGGAGCUGCAUUGCCAUCAAAAGGUCCGCCUCGGGCCCUAUCUUUUCCUUCUAAUUCUAUGCCAUCCGCCAAUAUCCCACCACCACCUCCCCUUCCUCCAACAUCUAAACUCCAUCCACCAAAUCCUCCACCUCCCCCACCACCUCCGCCAUUUUCAUCUAGAUCAAGACAAUUAUCUGCAACAGCGCUGCCUCCACCUCCACCUCCACCUCCGCCGCUGCCUCCACCUUCCCAAUUUGUUUCAUCUAAAGGACCUACCCUUCCUCCUCGUCCACCUCCUCCUCCUCCGCCUCCCUCCUUCACAUCCUUCCCAAGUCAGUCAUCCCUGCCUAAUCCAAUCCAAUCACCACCAUUGCCACCGCCGCCUCCUCCACCUCCAACCUUUAGUUCUAACGGUCCUUCUCUCACUUCACCAACCUACUCUGCACAUAGCCAAACAUCUUUAGGGCUGUCACCUUCAUUUUCAGACUCUAGAACUUUUAAGUUGCAGGGACCUCCGCCGCCUCCGCCGCCUCCUCCGCCUCCCCCAGCAUUAUCUCAUUUAAAGUCUGCCACGAGAGGUGCUGUUCCCAGAGAAUCUCCUUCACCUUCCGCAGCAAAUAUUAAUUCCACAGUAAACCUUCCCAAGCCACCUCCACCACCGCCGCCACCUCCUUCAGGCCCUGGACGGCCAGGUUUAUCCCCAUCACCAACAGCUCCACAGCCUCCUGGUGCACCUCCUCCACCGCCGCCACCUCCUUCAGGUCCUGGACGUCCAAGUCUUUCCCCAUCACCACCAGCUCGAAGUCCUCCCUCUGCACCACCUCCACCUCCACCGCCAGCUCCAAAGCCUCCUGGUGCACCACCUCCACCGCCGGCUCCAAAGCCUCCUGGUCCACCUCCAUUUCCGGGGGCUAAGGGAACAAAUGUAGCCCCACCUCCUCUGCCAUCUAGUGGAAGGGGAAGAACUCUAGGGUCAAUGAAUCAAGGGAGGGGUCGAUCUGCUGGUGGGACUUCUAUCCCACCUAAAAAAUCCUCUCUAAAACCUCUGCACUGGGUAAAAGUAACACGUGCAAUGCAAGGAAGUUUAUGGGCUGAUUCUCAGAAGCAGGAAAAUCAAUCAAGCGCCCCUGAAAUAGACAUUUCAGAACUUGAAAGUCUCUUCUCAGCUGCUACUUCGGAUGGAAGUGGCAAAGCUGGUGGUCGGCGUUCUAACAUCAAUAAACCCGAGAAAGUGCAAUUGGUUGACUUGCGUAGAGCAUAUAAUUGUGAAAUAAUGCUCUCAAAGAUAAAAAUUCCCCUGCCAGAAAUGAUGAAUGCAGUUCUGGCUUUGGAUUCUUCAGCUUUGGACAUUGAUCAGGUCGAAAAUCUCAUCAAAUUCUGUCCUACCAAGGAAGAAAUGGAGACUUUGAAGAAUUAUGCUGGUGACAAGGGAUCGCUAGGGAGGUGUGAACAGUUUUUCUUGGAACUGAUGAAGGUUCCCCGCAUAGAAUCCAAGUUACGAGUGUUUGCUUUCAGGAUCACCUUUUCAAGUCAGGUGAAUGACCUAAGGUCUAACCUCAGUACUAUUAAUGAUGCAGCUCAAGAGGUGAAAGAGUCAGUCAAACUACGUCAGAUAAUGCAAACCAUUCUCACUCUGGGCAAUGCAUUGAACCAAGGAACUGCACGAGGUUCUGCUAUUGGCUUCAAAUUGGACAGCCUCCUUAAAUUGUCUGAUACUCGUGCGAGAAACAACAAGAUGACUUUGAUGCAUUACCUAUGCAAGCUUCUUGCUGAAAAAAUUCCAGAAUUGCUGGAUUUUAGCAAGGAUCUUGUUCAUUUAGAAGCUGCUUCUAAGAUCCAAUUGAAAUCUUUGGCAGAGGAAAUGCAAGCUGUCAGCAAAGGUCUUGAAAAGGUCGAGCAAGAACUUGCUGCUUCUGAAAAUGAUGGUGCCAUCUCUACUGGCUUUCAGAAAGUGUUGAAGAGCUUUCUUGACACUGCUGAAGCUGAAGUGAGGUCACUCAUUUCAUUGUACUCUGAAGUGGGCCGCAAUGCCGAUUCUCUGUGUCAAUAUUUUGGAGAGGAUCCAGCUCGCUGUCCCUUUGAACAAGUGACUCAAAUCUUGGCCGUCUUCGUGAAGAUGUUCAUUAAGUCACGUGAAGAGAAUGAAAGGCAGGCUGAUGCAGAGAAAAAGAAACAGGAGAAAGAAGCUAUGAAAGAAAAGACUUCUGCUAAUUUGACUGUGAGAAGAUAAAUGGCUUGUCUAAACCAAAAGAAGCGAUAUUGCAAAUGUCUCCAACAACCUCCUGAUUUGACAUGGUAUACGAAACUACCUGGCACACGCAAAAGGUGGAUUUGGGGGACAGCUCAGUUGUUGUGCGCCCAAAAUGCUCGGGCUUCAUUGAACAGUCAAUUUCGACUGGCUGGUACGUCCCUUGGGCUCCAUUGCUGCAUCAAAGCAAACUUCGGCAGGUGGAAAUCACUUUUAAGAGGCAGAAAACUUUUGCAAAGAUUUACUUUACUAAGGCGGGAUGAAGCAUCUUGAGACUGCUGUCGUGUCCGCUUUUCAUCUUUGGUAUGAUGCCAAUUGGGUGUCAUGCUGAAAGUCCUGUAUAGCUCGUCGAAGUUCAAUUUUGUAGGCAAUGAAUUUGACUGGCAAUACGCAAUGUUAAUGCUACGCAAGAGGCAGAAGAAAUUCCUUUUGACUUUCAAAAACAAAAGCGAGUUGCAGUUAUUCUGAUAUUUUGA